GCAGGGCGCCUAGCGAUGGAGCGGGGCGGGGCCUCGGGCCGCCCGGGUCUGUCGAAGACAUCCGCUUCCGGGGCUGCGGCCAUCGUACCACCCGGCUCGGUAGGCUCGCCAAGCCGUGUCCAGGACCAGGCGCCAAACCCUACGUUCCCUGAGUCGCGGCCGCCCUCGCCUCGCGGCCGGACACCCUCGCCUCGCGGCCGGACGCCGUCGCCUCGCGCACUCUGCAGUCGGACGCCAGCACUCUGCUGCCCGCCUCCUCAGCCAGUCAUGCUGCAGCGUCUGAGCUCGCUGCCCACGCAGAUGGAUUACAAGGGCCAGAAGCUAGCUGAACAGAUGUUUCAGGGAAUUAUUCUUUUUUCAGCAAUAGUUGGAUUUAUCUAUGGGUACGUGGCUGAACAGUUCGGGUGGACUGUCUAUAUAGUUAUGGCCGGAUUUGCAUUUUCGUGUUUGCUGACACUUCCUCCAUGGCCCAUUUAUCGCCGGCACCCCCUCAAGUGGUUACCCGUUCAAGACUCAGGCACAGAAGAUAAGAAACCAGUGGAGAGAAAAAUUAAGAGGCAUGCUAAAAAUAACUGAUUGGGAGUUUUCCUGAUUUAGCUUUACUGUUGCACCUGCUUUUGUAUCCUGUGAGAUGAGCUAAAUUUUCACACCCAAACAUGAGCUAAAACCACCUACGCUUGUACGGUACAGCUGUGUAUAGAUUUUGUUCUCUUUAUAUUUCACUUCUCAUUUGGGCUUUGAUUUAUACUUGAUUUUAGACCUCUUCAUAAUGCUUCUCUGAAAAGGAGAACAGAAAAUACAGGUAUGCAAAGUUUCUUUCAGGACUGCAAAAAUAAUGAAUACAUAUGUGCCUCAUAAAUGAUAGUACAACUUGUCAUUAUUAGUCAAGCUGUUUUAAUAUUUUCAAUUAAAACGCACAGUGCAAAUCUGUGUCUGAAGACUCUUUUGUUCAUUGUUCUGCAAGCAAGACUACUAACAAAAGCCAAAGUUAGAAGUUUGUGUCUCUGAAACUGUUGGUAAGCCCCAUUUCUAAUUCUUUU
Molecule: messenger RNA, 1040 nt
Organism: Molossus molossus (Pallas's mastiff bat)
Lineage: Eukaryota; Metazoa; Chordata; Mammalia; Chiroptera; Molossidae
Gene: SPCS1
Product: signal peptidase complex subunit 1
Exons: 5
Coding region: 16-576 (186 amino acids)
Biological process (GO): protein targeting to ER
Cellular component (GO): signal peptidase complex; endoplasmic reticulum membrane
Source: RefSeq, a predicted model, not a curated record